Molecule: messenger RNA, 1149 nt
Organism: Alternaria postmessia
Lineage: Eukaryota; Fungi; Ascomycota; Dothideomycetes; Pleosporales; Pleosporaceae
Exons: 3
Coding region: 1-1149 (382 amino acids)
Source: RefSeq, a predicted model, not a curated record
AUGGCAUACGCGCACUCUGAUGACGAUGAUACCUACGCCGGGAUGCAUCCGAGUCGACAGCAGCGAUAUCAGAUGCUAUCUAGCAGCACGGUCGCAUCAGAAGACAACGCCUCCGACAGCGAUGAAGAGAGGGACCUGUUUAGAUUGAGAUUUAAACUGAGUGUUGCAGACCGCAAGAACAGCGAUCUAGAAGUCGAAGUCCAGCGCCUGCAGAGUGAAAUUGAUACGGUCAAGGCUCUGAACCAGAAUCUCGAGCAGGAAAAGGCUACCCACACCACCACGACGUCGGAAGCUGAGGCGCUGCGGGCACAGAUGGAAGUGCUCGAAGCCGCUCUGGAACACAAGGAUGUCGAACUGGCUGAUAUUACUGGUGCGGCGCAAGGAAUAUCGCACUCGUGCGCUCGACCACAGAACUCCUAUGAUCGCCUCAUUGUGAAGCUUGCCGCGGUUCGCGGGGAUGUUCAUGUUGCAGAACAAGAAUUGGAUGAAGCAACAUCUCAAUCGAGCGAUAACACUGCAAGCCAAGGACGGAUCGCUGAUCUGCAGCGAAAGCUGGCGGUCGAGGAAGAUAAGGUCGCAAGGCUUACCAAAGCAAACAAACUGCUUACCGAACAGCGCUCAGCGAGCGAAGCAGAUGCAGAGUUUUUUAGGGCACGGCUCUCCAACCUCGAAGCUGAGGUGCAGGAGUCUCGCGUGAGCAACUCAAGGACUCAAAGGGAUCCGAAAAGGCUGUUCGCAGGCCCAGACCGCCCUGAGAUUGAGAUUGAGGUGCCGGAGAAUGAGAUUGAAAUCUUGAAAGACAAACUCAACGAGCUCAGGUGGAACGCUCUCGACAAUGUCAUCGACCUCGAUAUGGCCAACAGAGCAUUUCGUGCCUUCGAUUGCGACCACAUCAAUACUAGGAAUCUUCCCGACGGAAGAAACUCUUCGCGUCUACCUAACGCAGGAUGGGUUGCGUCGAGCAUCUUCAAGGAUUGGAAGGAAGACGAGCAGUUCGUCAAGGUCUAUAGUAAACGCCGACAGAAUGUGAUCAACCACCACAAGGCUCAUGGGCGCAUCCAGGAAGGAAAAGGUGCGAAGUUCUGGCUUCUUAGGGAUGAGUUUAACUAUGUGGACGAGAAGCGUGGUCUGGAUGUAGUCUACAAGUGA